CCCUGGUUUCCCCUCCGCCUUCCUCAAGUUUGAGCUUGUUUUUGAACCGGGCGACCGCGGCGGGGAGGAGGGCAGCUCCCUCAGGCGUGGUUCCGAGGGGAGCCAUGAAGAGCCGGCGGCGAUGGAGGUGGCGAUGGCAGCCCCACCGGCGAUUUGCCCUGGCCUUAGCCGCCUACACGCUGCUGCUCCUGCUGCUCCUGUCUUACACGCUGGAUUAUCGAGCCAGAAGGGGGGGCGCGGGCGAGGAGUGGCAGCUGCCCUUCCGCUGCCCCAGCCUGCAGGAGGCGCUCGGCGAUUGGGGCUGGGAAGAGCCGCCGCCGCCGCCGCCGCCCCCGCCACCGGCGGGAGAGACUGAGGACGGCAACGGGACCGGGAGAGAGCCCAGCCCGGGGAGCCGAGCGGGCGGGAAACGGCACAUCUACUUGCACGCCACUUGGCGCACCGGCUCGUCUUUCCUGGGAGAACUGUUCAAUCAGCACCCGGAUGUCUUCUACCUGUACGAACCCAUGUGGCACUUGUGGCAAGCGCUCUAUCCCGGCGACGCGCUGAGCCUGCAGGGCGCCCUCCGGGACAUGAUGCGCUCUCUCUUCCGCUGCGACUUCUCGGUCCUGCGCUUCUACGCGACGCCGCCGGCCGGCCGCGACCCACUCAUCCCCUUGCCCGCCUCCUUCGGGGCCAAGUCGGGCGGCGGGAGCGGCAACCUGAGCACGGCGAGCAUUUUCGGCUGGCGGACCAACAAGGUGAUCUGCUCGGCGCCUUUUUGUCCCCACGCGGCCCGGGCCCGCGCCGACGUGGGCCUCGUCGACAGCACCGCCUGCGAGCGGAGCUGCCAUCCGCGUCCGCUGCGGGAGCUGGAAGCCGAGUGCCGAAAGUACCCGGUGAUGGUGAUCAAGGACGUGAGGCUGCUGGAGUUGGGGGCGCUCUUGCCGUUGCUGAGGGACCCGGAGCUCAACCUGCACGUCAUCCAGCUUUUCCGCGACCCCCGCGCCGUCCAUAACUCUCGCCUCAAGGCCAAGCAGGCGCUGCUUCGGGAGAGCAUUCAGGUGCUGCGCAGCAGGUAUCACGCCGAGUUCCGAGGAUUGCCCCGCCGGCAGCUUCCGCCCGCGGCCGCCGCGGCCAUGGCCGGGGUCGGCGGUGGAGCCGCCCGGACGCACCCGCAGCACCGAGCCGAAUUCUUGCUGGGCGGCGCCCUGGAGGUGAUCUGCCAGGCCUGGCUGCGUGACUUGAUCUUCUCCCGCCGGGCCCCCGCCUGGCUGCGCCGCCGGUACACGCAAGUGCGCUACGAGGACCUGGUGCUGGAGCCGCGCGCCCAAUUGAGCCGCUUGCUGCGUUUCGCGGACCUUCCCGCGCUGCCCGCCCUCGAGGCCUUCGCCUUCAACAUGACCCGCGGGGCCGCCUACUCCUCGGAGCGCCCCUUCCUCAUCUCCGCCCGCGAUGCCCGGGAAGCCAUCCAUGCCUGGCGGGAGCGUCUCAGCCGGGAUCAGGUGCGCCAAGUGGAGGCUACCUGCGGGGAAGCCAUGCGGCUCCUCUCCUACCCGGCGAGCAGCGAAAAGGGCGUUCGGCGUGAUUCUGCUAGGGGACGCUCCGGCGCUUCUCCUCAUCCAGGCUAACAGACUGGUUGCUCACUUAUGACAGAAAAUCUUUGGAUGGAGCUCUGCUUUCUAAAGACACUGGAACCAUCAAUGAACUGCAAUUUUUACUGUAAAUUCUGCAUGGCAGAAUGAAUACUGGGAAGCUUUAAUGAAAUUGUUUUUAUUAUGAAGAAAAAAAACCCCUUUAAAUAUUACAUUUGUCACAGUGCAAUAUCUGUGCCCCUCUAGGUUUUGAAGUGUUUAUCUUCAGUCAACGAAUGUGUUACUUGUUUUUAUCGACAUUCAAACCACCUACCAUACCAAGUAAAAAGAUGAGUGGAAUUUAGAAUCUCAGGCAAGGCAAUCCAACUAUGACUUUGACCUUUUCAACCUACCCAAAGACUUGUCAACAACAGAAGUGGAAAUCUUAAAGAUCUGUUGAUUACUCCUCCCACAUUUUCCUCUUAAAAAUGUCGUUUUUCUUUUCUGAUUUUUCUUCUUAAACAAAUGCAUAUUCAUACAAAAUAACAGCAGGCAACAUAUUUAUAUAAAUAUUUUCCCCCCAAUUCAGGAAUGUGGCUUAGGGAUGAAUGAACCUUGUAUCUUUUGUAUCUAAACAUUCUUCUGUCUCUGCAUCUGUCCCCUUUUGAGCUAAUACAAUGAACAGGAACUUCCAGUAUCAAAAAGAGAUAUUGGUGUGGAGGAGUAGAAAGACAAGUCUGACUCAUUUUUGAUCUCACAGGGGAAAAGCCAAUUUACCUAGAGGUUUGGAAAUUGUCCCAACAUAUAGAUUUUAGUAGAAUAGUCAUAUCAAAAUCUUUGUACCCUCUUUCAUAAACAUAAAGCCUCAACUCUAGAGUUGAGCAAAAUGGUGCUAUCUUAUGAAGCUAUAAUCAAACUAAAUUGAAAGAACAAUUUGUUUUAAGGCACAGUCAAGGUACUUCUGCCUCAGUGCCUGAGAUGGACCACUUCACUUCAAAAGUAUUGACAGAAGGAUCUUCUCUGCAUGCAUCCACAAAAGCCCAUAGAAAGCCCUCAAAGCAGCCCUAGUUAGUGCAUCACUCAGACUAAUAUCAAGAAAGAAUCCUGACUACAGAAGGUAUAAGAUAAAUAGUAUCUUCUAGCUGUUUUUAAAGCCCUCCCUUACCAUUUCUUCCCUCAUUUGAUUCUAUCCUUAAGAGUUUACCAUCAACAAGAUUACACUAUUGCUGUUACUAUGCUGAUGACUUGAAAAAGCAGAUGUGCCUUUUUAUUGUUUUAAAUGAAGUUGAUCAUAUAAUACAAGAAAAUGCACUCUGUAUUGAAUUUAAUUUCAACUAUUUUUUUAAAGUCUGAAAAUGGCCAUUGGUUCAAUAAAUUAAAAUAUGGUCUGA
Messenger RNA from Thamnophis elegans (Western terrestrial garter snake), 2944 nucleotides. It is a transcript of the gene CHST7, whose product is annotated as carbohydrate sulfotransferase 7. The transcript is spliced from 2 exons. Gene Ontology annotation, molecular function: chondroitin 6-sulfotransferase activity; N-acetylglucosamine 6-O-sulfotransferase activity. Bases 105 to 1610 code for a protein of 501 amino acids. The record is from RefSeq and is a predicted model, not a curated record. Gene Ontology annotation, biological process: N-acetylglucosamine metabolic process. NCBI's taxonomy places the organism in Eukaryota, Metazoa, Chordata, Lepidosauria, Squamata, Natricidae.